CCGCUGCCGCCGCCGCCGCCGCCGCCGCCGCCGCCGCCAUGGCCCGACCACUGGUACCGAGCUCGCAGAAGGCGCUGCUUCUCGAGCUCAAGGGCCUGCAGGAGGAGCCGGUGGAGGGCUUCCGCGUGACCCUGGUGGACGAAGGCGACCUGUACAACUGGGAGGUGGCCAUCUUCGGGCCCCCCAACACCUACUACGAGGGCGGGUACUUCAAGGCUCGCCUCAAGUUCCCCAUCGACUACCCUUAUUCGCCACCUGCAUUCCGAUUCCUGACCAAGAUGUGGCACCCCAACAUCUACGAGACGGGGGAUGUGUGCAUCUCCAUCCUGCACCCCCCAGUCGAUGACCCCCAGAGCGGGGAGCUGCCCUCGGAGCGGUGGAACCCCACCCAGAACGUCAGGACCAUCCUGCUGAGCGUCAUCUCUCUCCUUAACGAGCCCAACACCUUCUCGCCGGCCAACGUGGACGCAUCUGUGAUGUACAGGAAGUGGAAGGAGAGCAAGGGGAAGGACCGCGAGUACACGGACAUCAUUCGGUGA
Molecule: messenger RNA, 539 nt
Organism: Chrysochloris asiatica (Cape golden mole)
Lineage: Eukaryota; Metazoa; Chordata; Mammalia; Afrosoricida; Chrysochloridae
Gene: CDC34
Product: cell division cycle 34
Exons: 4
Coding region: 39-539 (166 amino acids)
Biological process (GO): protein polyubiquitination; ubiquitin-dependent protein catabolic process
Molecular function (GO): ubiquitin conjugating enzyme activity
Source: RefSeq, a predicted model, not a curated record